Molecule: messenger RNA, 5211 nt
Organism: Penicillium verhagenii
Lineage: Eukaryota; Fungi; Ascomycota; Eurotiomycetes; Eurotiales; Aspergillaceae
Product: WD40 repeat domain-containing protein
Exons: 4
Coding region: 1-5211 (1736 amino acids)
Biological process (GO): positive regulation of transcription by RNA polymerase II
Cellular component (GO): nucleus
Molecular function (GO): transcription factor binding
Source: RefSeq, a predicted model, not a curated record
AUGGAUAAAUUAACAUGGAGUAGGAGUUUAUCAGAAUCGCGACCCUCGAAGACCGUCAAAGCUAUGGCGCCACAAGCACAACCGGCGGAGCCUCGGUUCGAACCUUGUGCUGCCACGGCAUCACUGUUUCUAUAUACACAGGAUACCACCAUCCUGUGUCUACACCAUGACACACUUGCAGUCGAGCGCCGAUUCAGUAGCCACCAAGAAAAUAUCGAGUUUAUAUCAGUGGAUAAUGUGAGCGAGCGCGGUGCGGGUCGACUGGUUGUCAGUUAUGAUAUAGGCCAAACAGCGAUUGUAUGGGAUAUCUUCACAGGCACAGAAAUUGCAAGAUUUGCAUCUUUUGAGCACCUGCGAGUUGCAUCAUGGAUGCGUAAUGGCAAUGUCGCAUUCGGCAAUGGCAAAGGUGAAGUAAUUCUGUUUGAGCCCUCCACAUCGGAACACAUUUCAGCGCGCACAAUUUUCGACCCUAUUACAUCUCUUGCUCCGGCUAUGGAUUGUCGAACCUAUGCAAUUGGAUAUCAAAACGGAUCAAUUCUCAUCGCAACCCUACUCCCUCAAUUUACCAUUCUUCACACCUUGACCACUUCACGCGGACCUUCACCAAUCAUCUCGCUCGCCUGGCAUGCCUCCUCCUCGAAGCAGAAAUCUGACAUGUUAGCAACCCAAGCUUCAAAUGGCGAUUUAAGAGUGUGGAGUGUAUCAAAGCCACCGACGAAAGAAGCGCCCAGAGUGAUUCGUGUGUUGAAAAGAUCGGAUUCUACCUCGGCGGAUCCGAAAUGGAUGGGAUGGUCUAAAAAUGGAAAGAUUGUGCAAUAUCUUGAAGGUGAAACAUGGGCUUGGGAUGUUCGCACAAAGCACGUAACCUACGAACCAAUUCCAACCAUGGAUGGAGUGCGAGGACUGGCCAACCACGGUGCAACCGCGACACUAUUCACCAUUGGACCCAAUAACACAGUUCAGCAGUAUGAUGUCGAUAAUCCGGCAAUGGUAGCCAAUGUGCAACAUAUUCCAGUUAUUCCACGCUCGGCCACAUCCGAGAGUCAAAGGUCAAAGACAAUGUCUCCAAGGCGUCUGCAGGACCCCCCGGAUAUUCGAGAACCACCGACUACACGGCGGACACCAUUUGAUUCCAAUGGACUCGAUAACCUACGACAACAAAGGGCGGAUCUAAUUAGUCCUGCAUCAUCAAGAAGUCGAACGGAAUCUGUUAGCUCCAAGGCCUCAUCUGGCAAGUACAACAGAGCCGAUGCUUUCUCGCCGCCCAGCCGCUCAGGACAGACAUCAACCACAUUUUCAAUGACAUCGGCUGGCCGUGAUACACCACAACCAUCGGCGGGAUUCCCGUAUGCCUCGUCAGUCUCGAUGUCUUCAGUCAAGAGUUCUCGUGCUGGAUCCAGAUUGCGGAAUGAGGUGCAAAUGAGCCCUGCAGAGAGGAAUAUUGUAGAUCUUUUCCCGUUCAUGCGAGCACGGUUGAACGAUGUGCCUUAUAAAUCGCAACCGCCAUUUGAUGAAAAUCAUUUGACUCCUGACGAUCUGCGACAGCAAAUGCUUAGCGUUGUUUUUGGCUGGGAAGGAGAUAUUUCAGAUUUGAUCAGAGAUGAGUGGAGUCGCCAUGCACCUGGAAGUCAAAGCGCGAUUCUUUUGGCACAAUGGCUUGGAGAGACCGAUACAGAUCAGAUGGCUGAGAUGAUUAGCACCGGACCAACGACUACCUCGGACUGGAUGCUAUUGGCUUUGAGUCAAAUGAGUGGACAGGCCCAAGCAAACAAAGUUGGUCAGAGCUUUGUACAAAAACUGCUGGAGAUUGGGGAUAUCCAUACUGCAGCUUCCAUCUUACUCGGCCUGGGAGAUAGUAACGAUGCCAUCGAGGUCUAUGUGUCGCGCAGUCACUUUAUGGAGGCAAUUCUCAUGACAUGUCUCCUAAUGCCAUCAGACUGGCAACGGCAAUCAUAUCUUGUAAGGAGGUGGGGAGAGUAUGUGGUCUCACAUUCCCAGCAGCAACUUGCGAUUCGCUGUUUUAUGUGUACCGGUGCAGAACCCUCUGAGCCAUGGACUUCUCCAGCUGCUCAACAGGCGGCUUCUUUUGCCGAGAUCAUUCGAGGAAAAUCACCACUGGCCUCGCCUGACCCUAUGCAGUCCAUGCAAUCUAUGCAUCCAACGGCUCCCCCGUCUCGACCAAAGUCGGCAUCUAACCAACGUUCAGCUGGAAAGACUCCAGCUCUGAAACUCAUCACGUCCUUCGACGCGCAGCCCAACAACCGGUUCCGAUUCCCUGGGCUCAAGUCUGACGACCGAACGCCAACCAAUGCACCUGGUGUCACACCAAUUGCUGAAUCUGCCGUGGCUGAUUCCGCUCUGUCUCCUGGUGGACUGGGCUCCUGGAAGCUUAACAACAUCCAGAGUCUGAAUCAGGCGAUGACAUCAGCGUCCCGGACAAACACCCCUGCCUUCAAUCGGCGCCGUUUGCCCUCAAUUGGUGAGACCCCGGUGGAUGUACAUCCUCCGACGUUCUCUAGGUCUCGCUCCUACAAUACCAACAGCGCGUAUGGCUCCACCUCGGAGGCCGAAGAAAACAGCGCCCAGGAGCAGAGUCAGGACGAAUCCACCGAUGGGCUCUUACUUUCAGCAACGAAGUAUGCACCUAGCCAUGGUUCCAUGAAGCCAAGCCCCCAGACAGCUGUCCAAGCUUCCGACAAGUUCGCCUCUAUCAAGGGACUCCCAUCGCCCGCAGCCGGUGUUUUCGAAGCUUUUAAGGAUCACUCUGACAUUCAGAACGGCUCUCGAGAUAGAAAGCCAGUCGGACUCCAGAUUGAACUCGUCCACACAGAGGAAGUCGCCAGCCCGCGCAAUCAUACCGGCUUACUUCACAGCGCAAAGAGUACCUCAACGGUACACAGCUACAGUUCCGCCAAGAGUCCAAGUGUGAGCAGCCGUAGCAUCGAUCAGUACAUCAGUAGUCUUGACGAAGCCAACUACCACGCCAAGGGCUACCGCAGCCAGCGCUCUGGUCGAACAAGAAGAAAUACCGAUGACACUGGUGGUCAAGGCCCGCAUAUCCAACAAGCACGGGAGGCAUCCCAGGAGACUCGUGGUCGAAAUGAGCGCCGAUAUAUCCAACCCGCGAAACGAUCGCCUUCAUCCCCAGUCCCAAUGUCACCCGAUGAGCUCGCACGUUGUCAUAUUGGGGAAACGGAGAAACGAGAUGAAACACGAAAGAAGUCACACUCGCGCGCUCGAAGCAGUAGCAGGAUGAGAAAGACAGGGGGGUCACGAAAUCGCCAUCGCUCUUCUAGCCGACACACUGCAAGCCGUGUUGCCCUGGAAAGGCUGGAUCCAUCGUCCCGGGGCCGUAGCACUGACCGUCUAGGCUCUGCUGCUCGCUCGCCGUCUUCACCUUUGCCAAUGUCCCUGCCAAUGACCUUGCCUGGCCAGGAUUCUUCACAACAGGACGGCGCUGAAGACCCUCUCCGAAUCGUUGUUGGAAAUCGGGAGCGACUGCGUUCGCAUCAUCGAAGCGCGAGUCGCCGCCGUGGUACGGAGAAAGGAGGCAACUCCAAGCGAGAUGUUUCGCCUGAUUCGAGACACAAGGUCUCUCAGAGUGUACCUGAGGUUCGUCAACCUGUUGAAUUCGAGCCCUCCGUUCAGACUGGAGGACUUGAGCAGCUGGGCAGUCGAGCUUUUGGACAAGAGCAGUCUUUGAGUGCUCAAACCUUCGGGCAAGAUGAGACUUUGAGCCCUCUGGUCUUUGGACAAGAAGGUACUUUGAGCUCUCAAGCCUUUGGGCAGGAGAGUACCCUGAGCUCCCAAGCAUUUGGACAAGAGGGCAUGUUGAGCAACAGAGCAUUCGGACAAGAUGAUUUGGGAAGUCAAGUGUAUGGGCAAGAGGACCGGGCAUUUGGACAGGAGGAGCUCUUGAGCGCCAAAUCUUUCGGACAAGCUCCCACUUUAAGCAGCAAAGCCUUUGGUCAAGAGGAUGUCUUAAGUAGUAAAGCGUUUGGCCAAGACGUCUUUGCGCAUGGACGCAGUCAAAGCAGACCCGUUUCAGCUGCCAAUGAUAACCAUGAGCAAGUCUCUCCAACAACACCAUUUGUCACUCUGGCCGAGAAGAAGAGGAGAGAGUUAGCUGCCGCUGAAUUGGAAGCGCGUCGACUCUCCCUUGCACGCAACCCGUCUGCGCCCAACAUUCCCUUCCCAGGCGAUUUGCAUUAUGGUCGAUCGCCCAUCGAGAGUCCCCCUCCAUUCCAUGGCAACUCCUACUUCCCCCGGGCUCCAUCUCGAAACCAGAUCCCACCAGCCAAGCGCUCGCCUGAAUAUGGCAGUAGCUCCGAUUCCAGCUCAUCAGGCUCACGGCCUCCCCUAGGACUGCCAGCCACACCUCGAGCCAUGAGGCACCCCAAGUAUGGCGGCGGCCGUGAAGAACGACCUCCCUCUGUUCCCCUUAUCCCAAAUGAUCACCAUGGUCACCAGAUUCACAGUGAUACUCGAUACCAAAGUGAGGCGGCCGAGAGGAUCGGACGGUCCAUGUCGGUACCUAUGCCAGAGAACCAGGCAUCCAAGUACAUGAACCCACCCCCACUGCCAUCCGAACUGCCAAUGCACCCACACUUCAACCCCAACCUUCCUCGGAGCCGCUCCAGCAGCCGCGCGCGCAACAUGGGCCACCGUCGUACCAGCUCCGGCGGCUAUGUCUCCGGUACAUCCCCCCAAGUAACCGUGAGCAUCGAGGAAACAAUUGAGCACGCAAUGCAGCGAAGACCCGGGCCUCACGAUCUAAUUCCCCCGCCACCUCCGCCAAUUCUCCCCGAGCUCCAGCAUCUCAACACCCCUCCGCCUCCGCCGCCGUUCCCGAUAUCUGUGGACCCCACAUCUCCUCGACAAUCUUCAGCCACUAUCGACGUUGCCAUCGAAAACGAGGACAUGGGACGCAUGAUUCCUCGCGCAAUGACCGCUGCUCCGACGAUCCACAUCGAUGUUGGGGGUGACUCCAAGAACGGUAAACGCACCUCGUAUGAACAUCGCCGGAAUCGCAGCUCGAAUGAGAGCUUCGCGAACAAGCUGCGCAGCUUGACGCGUAUUCGAGGCAAUAGUCGCAGCGUCGAGCCCUGGGGUACGGCAACGGAAUGGGGAUCGAAUGCUCUUGAGAACGACAUGCCGUACGAACUACUUCACUCUCGUGCCUAUACACCUGGUCCCGGCUAUGGUGUUUAA